Messenger RNA from Dibothriocephalus latus, 304 nucleotides. The record is from the annotation of a GenBank genome assembly. NCBI's taxonomy places the organism in Eukaryota, Metazoa, Platyhelminthes, Cestoda, Diphyllobothriidea, Diphyllobothriidae.
UCCCACCUUAAUGCACUCUUUCACAAAUCCUUCUAGCGGAAAACCAGGUGAAAUGCGUCGGGAGAUGAGUAUUCAGGCACAUCCAGUUAAUGCUAUGUGUCUUCAGUUCUCGCCCUCCGGCAGUUACUUCGCUGUUGGCAGUGCGGACGCCCUGGUCUCCAUUUGGGAUGCUGACGAGUUCGUUUGCCUAAGAACUUUGGCUAGCAGCCAAUCAGAGCGCUUUUUGGACACGCGAAUGAUGGAGUUCUUCUGGGUCACGGUUCUUAGGACUUCUAAUGUUUCACUUAUCAUACACCCACGAUAA